ACUGAUAAGCUCUUCUCCUUUUCUCUUAUAAUGUAGUUAGUUUAGUUGGUUAAAUUCAGUUAUAUAACCGUUAUUUAGAUAGUUAAUUGCUUAUUUGUUAUAUUCUGUUUUCAUUCCUAUAAUAAUACACCACAUAGAUAUCAUAGUUAUUAUAUUCCAUACAUAAAUACAUUCAUUCAUUCUCACACACUCAACACUAAUUCUAACUUCAAUUUUUUCUCUAGUCACAUUUUCUUGUUUGUGCAAAAACUAAAAAGAAAAGAUAAUGUCUAACUGGCUUGAAAAUAUAAUUUGUGCAUGCUGCUCAAAAGAAAAAAUUAUUCACAUUGAAGAAUUUGAUAAAGAUCCUCUUGGGUGGACACAUGACGUGGGUUACCAUCCAUUUGGUGAUUUCUCCAUGGCUGCAGUUUACGCGAACUCGAUUGUGGAGACUCACAGCCAGUUUGAUGUUGGCAAGAAUGCAUUCUUUGUUGGAAUUUAUGAUGGCUUUAGCGGCGACUACACUUCAACCUUCAUCCUUGCUAACCUCUUCAAGAAUUUAGUUUGGCAUAUUCAGCGUAAUGGUGAUAAUAUGUCUGAAGAUAUUCUAAGGCAAGUUGUUGCUGAAAUCGAGGAAUCGGUUAUGAAUGGUAUUAGAGAUGCUUAUGAACAAUGCCCUGAGCUAGGAAUAGUUGGUUCCAGUUGUCUAAUUUGUAUUCUAUGGGAAGAGAGACUAUAUAUCGCCAACCUUGGAGACUCCCGUGCUGUCAUGGGUUCUUCUGAGAUUCCAUUUAAUAGAUUCCUUGUUCAACAGUUGGUCAGAGAUCACAAUGCUUGUAAUGAGGAUAUCAGAAUUGAACUCAUGAAUUUGCAUCCAGAUGAUCCGAAUAUUGUGACCUAUAAUUUUGAUGCAUGGCGUGUUAAAGGCAUACGUGAGGUAAGCAGAGGUAUUGGACAUGCAUAUUGGAAGCGGGAACCGUUCACUAUAAACUCAUCGAACCAAGUCCCAGAGUCAGAACGUGUGCCUUCUCCUUUUACCCGACCUUUGCUAUCAGCAGAACCUGAGAUACAUUCAAGACGCAUACGUGAGUCGAAUAAAUUCAUUAUAUUUGGAUCAGGUGGACUUUGGAAAUUCUUGACAAAUGAGGAAGCUGCUAAAAUUGUUGAGAACAAUCCACGAGAGGGAAUUGCAAAAAGACUUGUGAUGAUUGCUCUAGAGAUUGCAGCUGGAAGAAGGAAUACAAGCUAUAAUGAGCUUAGGGAGAUUCCUCAGGGACAUGGUGUUAGUAGGGGGCCUAGUGUUUCUGUUAAAGGAACUAGGAAGGAAUAUCAUGAUGAUAUCACUGUGAUAGUUGUAUUCUUAGACAAAAUGCCAAAUCGUAAUCAGACUGUGAUGCCGCCAGAGUUCAUUUCCUUCAAAGCCUUCAGUAUGAUGGAAGCAUCAGAUUUUAGAUAUCUCAAUCAGAGAUCUGAAUCAUAAUUUUUCAUUGGAACCAACAUGGUGUAGAACUGCCUCUAAAGUUUUCAUGGAUUAACAUUCUCAUCGCCAUAAGCGUCUGAUCAGUGAUAUUGUUUAGGCUCCGUUUAGUGCUUGAAUAAUUACAAGCUAUGCAAAUUCCUUACCAGAUGAAAGCAAAGCUCACCUUUCGUAUAUUGUACUAUUGGUUUAAUUCAACUAUUAUGUCUUUUUUCUUUUCACUGAUUUGAUUGUUGUUGUCUUCGAGUAUCAAUUAAAAUGUAUUCUUUUGACUCUGUUUGCUUAUAAAAAUUUGUACAAACUGGCCUUAAAGCAAAGUGCCUUGCUUGUUUUUAA
Molecule: messenger RNA, 1792 nt
Organism: Cicer arietinum (chickpea)
Lineage: Eukaryota; Viridiplantae; Streptophyta; Magnoliopsida; Fabales; Fabaceae
Product: probable protein phosphatase 2C 43
Biological process (GO): protein dephosphorylation
Molecular function (GO): protein serine/threonine phosphatase activity
Source: RefSeq, a predicted model, not a curated record